Molecule: messenger RNA, 6689 nt
Organism: Coregonus clupeaformis (lake whitefish)
Lineage: Eukaryota; Metazoa; Chordata; Actinopteri; Salmoniformes; Salmonidae
Product: apolipoprotein B-100-like
Exons: 25
Coding region: 41-6676 (2211 amino acids)
Biological process (GO): cholesterol homeostasis; lipoprotein transport; cholesterol transport
Cellular component (GO): mature chylomicron; very-low-density lipoprotein particle; low-density lipoprotein particle
Molecular function (GO): low-density lipoprotein particle receptor binding; cholesterol transfer activity
Source: RefSeq, a predicted model, not a curated record
CCCAAUCCCAAACGCUUCCAAGAGUUUCUUCCAACCCAUCAUGGGAGAUACAAAGCUCUGCCUUUUGCUGCUGCUAGGCACAGCCUGUGUCUUGGCCCAGCAAGAUGUUGGGAAUGCUGAUGGACAAUCUCCAACUUGUCUCUUGGCAAAGAGGUACAAGAACUUCAGGAGAUUUGUGUACGAGUAUGAAGUCGAGACCCUUAAUGGCGUAAAUGGAGCUACCAGCCUCAAGAAUGGCCCUAAAAUCACCUGCAAGGUUGAAAUCGAUGUGCCCCAAACAUGCAGUUUUAUCCUGCGCACCACAGAGUGCUCUCUGAGCGAAGUCAUUGACAUUGACGCAGAGGGUUCCCCUGUGUUCAUGCCCGCUGCUGGUGCUGAGGCUUUCCAGGCUGCCAUGGAGAAGAACCCCCUGAAGGUCAUGGUUGAGGGACAGACAGGUGUGAAACUCUUCCCUGAGGAGGAUGAGACCAUCACCAUCUUGAACAUCAAAAGAGGAAUUGUCUCUGCUUUAAUCGUGCCUGCUUUGGAGGAGGAGAAGAACAAGGACAUGGCCACCCUUCAUGGAGUGUGUGAGACUGACUUCACCGUUAACUCCAGGGAAGACAUAGCCACUGAUGUCACCGUCACCAGGGACCUGUCCAAAUGUGACAGCUUCAUUGCCCAGAGGGACCACACCAGCCCCCUGGCUAUCAUCUCUGGCAUGCAAUACCCACUGUCCAAGCUGAUCAGCAGCACCCAGACUUGCAAUUACAAGUUUGACAAUCAGAAAAAGCACAUGACUGCUGGAUCCUGCACUGAGAAUCACAUUUUCCUGCCUUUCUCCCACCAGACUGAGUAUGGAGUGUCAACACUGGUGAAACAGACUUUGACUCUCCUGGAGACAAGCAAGAUCAACGAAAGAGUCUUCAACCACAAUGAGGCCAACCUCAAGGGUCUGCCCAUGGAAGCCGCUGAGGACAAAGCUGCCGUCCAAACCGCAAAUGCUGCUCUUGCCACCAUGAGGGAACUGAACAACCUGUCCGAGACCAACCAGGGCCACCAGCGUGCUAGCACCUUCCAGAGACUCGUGGCCGAGCUCCGUGGACUGAAGGGUGAGACUAUGAGCCCCGCCGUCCCCGAGAUGGUGUCCGUGUCGUACGCCCUGACCUGGCAGGCCCUGGCUCAGUGUGGUACCCCCGAGUGCAGCAGUGCCAUGCUCCAGCACCUCAGGACCUUUGGGACUGAAUCUAUUGAGGUUGAUGCUGCCGUCUAUGCCCUGGGACUCCUGCCCCACCCCUCCCGCCUCCUGGUCAAAGACAUGCUCAGCAUGGCUCAGUACAAACAGAGCAAGCCCAUCAUGUUUUCUCUAGGUAACGUUGUCAGAAAGCUCUACCAGGCUGAGGGCAAAGUCACCCCCGAGAUCACUGCUGUGUCUGAGUUCCUCGCCUCCCUUCUGGGUGCUGAAUGCACUGGAGAGAAGGAUCUGACCUUCCUGACCCUGAGGGUUGUUGGCAACAUUGGAGAGGCCAUGGAGGCUGCCGACGCUACCAUGAAGACCACCCUGCUGAAGUGCAUGAGACAGCCCGCCACAACCCUGCAGGUGCAGCUCGCCGCCAUCCAGGCCUUCAGACGCAUGUCUGUGACCGAUGAGGUGCGCUCUAACCUCCAGAGAGUGAGCUCAUACUCUAAGGGUGCCGUGCAGAAGAGACUGGCAGCCUACCUGAUUCUGAUGAGGACACCUGGGGCAAGUGACCUGGAGCUGGUGAAGAAAAUACUGAAGGCAUCGAUGCAGGAGCAGAAACCAGAGGUCCAGGAGCAGAAUGCGCAGGUCAAGGCCUUUGUGACCUCUCAUAUCUACAACAUCAUCCACUCCAAUGACCCCGAGACCAUGAAGCUGGGUGACAAGAUCAUGGAUGUCCUUGCUGACCCUACCAUUGCAACCACUCAUGGUGACUACGCUACUAUGUCUCGCAACUACAAGAUGGAUGCUGCCAUGACUGGCAUGAAGACCAGCAUGCAAGGAAACAUUAUCUUUGAUCCCACCAGCCAACUGCCCAAGGAGAUCAUGCUUGAGACUACCCUGAAGGCAUUCGGCUAUAACAUGGACAUGUGGGAGAUUGGCAUAGAAGGAAAAGGCUUUGAGCCAACCAUUGAGGCUCUGUUCGGAAAGAACGGGUUCUUCCCCGACACUGUGUCCAAGGCUAUGUAUUGGGCUGGAGACAAGAUGCCAGACCAGGUCAACGAGGUUCUGAAGAACUUUGCUGCCCCCUUGAAGAACGAGAAAACUAAGGUCCCAGAGAACCUCAUGAGGGAAAUUAUCCGCAACUUCAACAAGCUGGCAAAUGACCUGCAGGCUCAGGAGUCCCCUGAAGCCAUGGCCUACCUGAGGAUCAUGGGAACUGAGCUUGGAUACAUCAAGGGCAGCGAGCUGAAGGGCAUGGCCCAAUAUGCAGCCAUGUAUGCUGAGAUCCUCCUCAAGACCAUGCCCACAGAGGUCAUGCAGAAGAUGGUGGCAAGCACUAACAAUGAAUUGUUCGCCCAUUACAUCUUCAUGGACAACAAGUUCUCUCUGUCAACUGCCUCUGGCUUCCCUCUUAAGUUCUCUCUGUCCGGUACCUUUGCCCCCGGAGCUAAGGGAGGCCUCCGCAUUCAGCGUAACAUGCAGGAAGUGUCCUUCAUGCCCUCUGUGGGAGUGGAGUUCGUCACCCAGAUGGGAGUCCACAUCCCAGAGUUUGUCAUCUCCGCUGUGGAGAUGCACACUAACAUGUACCACGAGAGCGCCGUCAAUGCCAAGAUCACCAUGGAGCAGAACCAGAUCAAGCUGAGAAUCCCCGCUCCUCGGGGCUCCACCCAGCUCUUCAGAGUCAGUAACAGAAUGCUGACAGUGACCUCUGGUCAGGCUACUCUGAUCCCCCCCAUGGAUGAGGGCAGGACCAACAUCGUGAAAUGCAGCCCUCUCUUCUCUGGAGUGAAGUACUGCACCACCGUCCGUUACAACAUCGCUGGUGACAACGCUGCCGCUCCCUAUUUCCCUCUCAACGGAGAGACUAAGUUUGCUGUUGACAUCCAGCCCACUGGCGAGGUCUCGGAGUACACCGCCACCUUCGCCUAUGAGCUCCUCAGCGAGGGCAAGGAGGGACGCCAAAAGGUUGACACUGUGAUGAUGAUCCUGAGAGCAGAGGGUGCUGAACCCACUGAGGCCACCGCCACCAUGAAGUACAACAGGAACAGGAACGUCCUGACCACCAACGUCCAGAUCCCCGACUACGAUGUGGAUGCAGGAAUCAGUGUUGGUCUCACCGACAGCAGAGCCAAUGGAAAGUCCAUCACCAUUGACAUCACCAACAAGAACAUCCCUCAGCUGUCUCUGAUUGGCCGUGCCAAGCUUAAGAACAUGAUCGACGGUAUGGUGCAGGUCCAGCUGGUUGUCCCUGCCUUCAAGACUGAUGCAGCUAUAACUGCCACCAUGAAGAGUGCAGAGGAACUCACCCUGGAGCUCAGGAGUGACAUCAAGCUCCCCGAGACCACCUGCUUUCAGGGAAUCAUCUUCAAAUAUGAUGAGAACAAGGUUCAGGUUCAGCUGGUGUCCGACAUGGGCUCCGAGAUCCAGAAGCUUAUCCCUAACACCGAAGCCCUUCAGGCUUGGCUGAAGCAACUCUCUGAGGACAUUCUGGACCAGCAGGUGGUCAAGACCGACAUGAAACUGCGUCACAUCUUCAUCAAGUCUCUUGAGGCCAGCAACAAUUGGAUGGACAAGAUCACCACUGAUGUUCCCAUGGUUGAGACAUUGAAGGACAACAUGCCAGAGCUGGCAAUGCCCACUAUGCCCAAGAGACUGUACCUGAAAUCUGAGAGCACAUUCAAAUACCAGUUCAACAAGGACCGUGUCACCAUCAGCAUCCCCAUGCCACUCGGAGGAAAGUCAUCUGAGGAGCUGAGGAUCCCUGCCAUGCUGACCACCCCAAGUCUGUCCAUGCCCCAGGUCGGUCUGGAGCUUGCCUCCAAGGAUGUCCAGGUCCCCACCUUCUCCAUCCCCUCCAACUACGACCUCUCUGUGCCACUCUUCGGAAUGGUCGAAAUGUCUGCUAAGGUGAACAGCAACUACUACAACUGGGAGGGCAUGGUCUCCGGUGGCAACAACUCUGUGGAGUCCCCCAGCUACAUUGCUCAGUUUAAGGUGGUCGUUGACAGUCCAAUUGAACUCCUCGCUUUCACAUCUGAAGGAACUGCCCUCAUCACUGACAUGCCAGAAUACUCUCUGAAGGCUAUUGUGAAUGGUUCACUGAGCCACAAGCUCAUUGACAGCAGCUUUGAGGUCAUGGAAACUGUCAGUGUGUCAGACAAAGUUAGAGCCACAGGCAACCACAAGAUUCAGGCCUUCAGCUCUCUGGGUCUGCAGACAUCCCUGGACAUCACUUCCCAGGCCUCCCUGGCCUCUGACAUGCUCAUCGGAGAUGCUAAUAUGGAUGGUAGUGUAACCCUUGGGUCCAUGACCGCCAGCACCACCUAUUCCCAGUCCUUCUCUGUCAAGCCCAUAAAGAAAGAAGCCAGAGCCGAGUCCACACUGAGGGUGAACUCCCCAAUCCUGGAGAUUAUCAACAGGCUGAAGGCCAGCUAUGCUGAUGAGCAGCUUCUGAUUGAGUCCAACACCAACCUGAACAACAACCCCAUCAAGCACACCACCAAGUUCAGCAUUGGCUACAAGGAGGCCCAGCUGACCAUCAAGACUGACUCUGUGACCAAGGCUAAAGAGAAAAUGAUCCGCAGCCAAGUGGACUUCACCGCCUCUAGGAAUGAAGCCAGCAUCAGUGUAGAGAACCAGGCUGAUGAUACCGAGAACCGUGCCUACUCCCUACUCUCCGGAGCCCUGAACACAGCCGGCCUGGAGAUCAACGCUGACUCUUCCGUCAACUACCACAUCAGCCGCGCCUCCCACAAGGCCACUCUGACGCUGAACCAGGAAGGUCUGGCAACAAGCGCCACCACCACCGCCGCAAGCUUUCCCCUGACCUUCGAGAAUGUCUUCCAUGGUGGAGUCGAUACCACCAGGGCCCACGUGUCCCUCAACACCAAGGGAGCCAUUUGGGAGAACACCGCUGUCCUCAACUUGGAGGGGAAAGUGGCAAGCUCUGAGGUCUACCUGAACAGCAUGUACAUUGGCAAUCUCUUCGAAACCAACACCAGGAACAUAGUGAACCUGAAGGUGAACGAAGACGGCCUGGCCCUCUCCAACAACCUGGUCGCUGCCCUGUAUCAGAUGGAGACUGAGAACACACAUACCCUGACUCUCACUCUCAAAUCCCUGGCCUUCCGCUCCAAGACUGAGAACUUCUUAAACGAGGAGAACACCUACAAGCACGACAUCUCUGUCGACAUUCAGCACGUCGGUGUAUCUGUGAACAUGAACAACGACCUCAAGAUCACAGACAUCCACUUUGUCAACGAGGCCAUGUUCAAGGUAGAGGAUUACAAGGUGGAACUGACUGGCAACCUGAAGGGAGUCUCUAAAGAAGAGGCCAAUUUCAAGCACACCUAUGAGAUCAGUUUUGCUGACGUGACCGCCACUGCUAAGUGCAACACCCAUGGAAAAUACAUGUCAUCUCAGAUUACCCACACCGCUGACCUUGAGAUUGCUGGUCUGUCCACCAAGUUCAACAGCGUGGCUAGCAUCAAAUCCCAAACUAUUCUGGGGACAGCACUGAACCUGGACAGCACUGUCAACGUUGUUGCUGAGCCAUUCAUGGUUGACAUUUCUGCCCUAUUCAACUCCAACGGAACUCCGAAUAUGUUUGGAAUUCAGAACAUUGAGCUGUUCAACCAGUUCCUGUUGAAAGCGGAGCCCCUGGCUUUCUCCCACUCCUACGAAUGUAAGGCCUCCACAACCCUCCUGCUGGAAAAUGGAGACUCCGUCGAGACCAACCUGGGCAACAAGAUCAUCAGUAGUCUGACUCCUCAGGAGCAGUAUGCCUCAAUAAAGAUGACAUCCAAACUGAACAACCAUGAAUUCAACCAGGAACUUAGCACCAUGAACAAUGCUGAAAUUAUGGGAAUGGAUAUGACAGGAGCUGUUUUCACCACCAUCUUGAACAAGGCCAGUGAAAACCAGGAAUACGCCAUCUCUGGCUCCCUGAAGUACAAGAAGAAUAGUGACAGCUAUUUCAUUCAGCUGCCUUUCGUUGAGCAUAUGCCUGCGGUUAUUAAACAAGUCAAAAUUGCAAUGAUGAUGACGAUGGAGAACAGCAAAGGCCUGCUGCUAGAUAUUGACACCAAGUAUGAAAUCAGAGCCAAGAUCCAGGGGAAAGUGGGAGAACUGAAACAAGUUGUUGAGAGCUUCGACAUCAACCUGUUCAUUCAGGACCUGAAGAACUUAAUCAACUCCAUUGAAAGCCACAUUCCUACACUGAUGUCCAAGAUUCCCACUGAAGAAAUCAUGAAUGUCCUGAAGUCAAUCAAGGACACCGUUAUGAGUUGGAUCAAGAAAAAUGACAUCGCUGGCAAGAUGAAUGCUAUUUACACCAAAAUUGAUGAGAUCCUGUCCAAUUAUGAGGUUGAAAAGAUGGUUGAGAACAUAAUGGAUGAGGUUGUGGAAAUCAUGAAGUCCCACCAGCUCAGAGAACAUAUUCAGUCAGCAAUCAAUGCUCUUAAGUCUAUUGACAUCCAAGCCACACUGAAGAAAAUCAUGGCACAUGUGAACUAAUUUGUAAAUGAAC